Limulus polyphemus (Atlantic horseshoe crab) is the source of this 2051-nucleotide messenger RNA. RefSeq lists its product as uncharacterized. The transcript has 7 exons. Lineage: Eukaryota; Metazoa; Arthropoda; Merostomata; Xiphosura; Limulidae. The coding region runs from base 579 to 1802 and encodes 407 amino acids. The record is from RefSeq and is a predicted model, not a curated record.
ACGUCUUUCGAGUUUAAUCCCCAAAGAACUCUAGGUCACUAUGAUAAAUAAUAGCGUUAUACAAAUGUCAGUAGAGUAUUUAGAUAUGCAGCUUUAGAAAACAAACAACGCCCGCGUUUGUUACAUGGACAAACAUAUCUGUAUUUUUACCGUGGGCGAGUGAAGAUUUCCACUGUUUUAAUUACAUCUUCAGUCAAGCAUUUGUAUAAAAACAAAGGCAGUUUUUAUAGGCACCUUAUUUUGUUCUGAAGGUCUGAAACAUUAAUUUUUCAGGAUUUUGUAACAUUAACUUGAGUUCGGAAAAGUUUGAAUAUACUGGUAAGAGUAUAUGUCGCUGUGUUGAGAGUAUAUGUCGCUGCGUUGAGAGUAUAUGUCACUGUGUUAUCCAAAAUAUCCAGUCGAUUCUGCUUUCGUUUCUUAAAUCUUGGAAAGCUCUGUAAGUCUAUUAGACCCACCAAAUUAGCAAAGUCAAACACGUUGACCGUUGGCAUCACCAACUUCAUCAGUUGUCGAGGGAAGUCAGUUUGGCUUAUUUGAAAUAAUAUUGUGCAACUAGGACCUCAACAACUACGACUGUAAUGGGAAACCAAGUUGAGUUCACAAUGCUAUCGAAACUUUGUAUAACUCUCAUCUUAUAUGCAGUAGUUUCAACGCUAACAGGACACCUAGCGGAAGCCAGAGAAUCAGCAAAUCGCGACUCCUAUUUCAAUAAAUCCUUGAAUGCUUAUAAUACCAGCAGCAGAGGUCGAGACGGAAAAUUUCUUAGUAUUUUUACACUCGCUGUGUUUGAAAACGAUGCUUGUAAUACAAGCAGCAUCAACCGAACUGGAAUCUGUUUCUCUAGUUCAGAGUGUAUUUCACGAGGAGGUCGUGCUGAGGGUAUAUGCGCGGGAGGAUAUGGUGUGUGCUGCCUGUUCGAAGUAUCCUGCGGCGGAAACAGCUUCAACAAUGGAACAUAUUUUCAGAACCCAAACUAUCCCGGUGGCUACAAUGAAGCUAGAACGUGUCAGGCUUCCAUACGAAAGGUUCAUUUUAAUGUCUGCCAGUUCCGUCUAGACUUCAUUUCCUUCGAUAUUAGUCAGCCCACAAAUGGCGUGUGUAACGAUGAUAGAUUGGUCAUCAGUGGUCAAAGCCAAAAUAGUGUUGUUCCACCUUUAUGUGGGUUUAAUACAGGACAACAUCUCUACAUCGAAGUUUCUGGAACAGAGGGACCUAUUCAACUCAACGUGAUUACUCAAGGAAGCAGAACUCGAAGUUUUGACAUCAGAAUCACACAGAUUGGAUGCGGCAGUCGGGACCGGGCGCCUCCUAAUUGUCUACAAUACUACACAGGCGUCCAGGGUGUUUUUAGAAGUUUCAACCAUAUCUCCGAUAUCGCGAUUAAUGACCAAGGCUAUUUUAAUAACCUGGAUUACACCAUCUGCUUCAGGAAAGAGGUGGGCUUUUGUACAAUGACUUAUUCUCUUCCUGAGUUCAUUCCUCCACCAAACCAACAACAACAAGUUCAAGUGAAUCCUUUCUUCGGUAUCCAAAUGGGGGCUGGAGGAAUAAACCAGCAAUUGACGACUGCUGGAGCAGGGAUGCAAGAAUGUAUGACAGACUACAUCAUUCUGGCCAGCAUCCGACUCUGUGGCGGACGGUUAAAUGAUAAACUGCUAAAUAAUAUCCCUGCAAAUAUGAAUAAAGAUAUAAUUGAUACAACAACCGGUCCAUUCACUGCAAGAUUUGUAACUAAUACCGAGUUUAUAAGUCGUGGAUUUUUGAUUAACUAUCGACAAAACCCUUGUACCAGUGGACGUUAAUACACUUGUAAAUCUUCAUAAAAAAUUUUCCAACCCAAGGAACAUCAAGUUCUAAGUCUGAUCUAAUUAUUAAAUAUGUCUUUGAAAUUGCAUUCAUCGUUAUGAUCUUUCAAAAAUUUUCAGUUAACUAAUGUAGUCAUAAUUAAAACGUUAAAGGCCCGAAGAUGUACAUGUAUGUAAACUUGGUAUAGUAUACUCUACAGUGAAUACAACGAAAUUAUGAAUGAAAAUAAAAUUAUUACAAGAGCA